AUGUUGCGGACAUCUUGCGAGAGGGCAAAGAGGACUCUUUCGUCCACGGCUCAGACAACCAUUGAGAUUGAUUCACUCUUCGAAGGGAUCGAUUUCUAUUCCACCAUCACUCGGGCUAGGUUCGAGGAACUUAAUAUAGAUUUGUUCCGAAAUUGUUUGGAUCCCGUGGAGAAGUGUUUGAGGGAUGCUAAGAUGGACCAGAGCUCCAUUCACGACGUUGUUCUUGUUGGGGGUUCAACUAGAAUCCCUAAAGUCCAACAACUCCUUCAGGACAUUUUCAACGGGAAAGAGCUUUGCAAGAGCAUCAACCAGGACGAGGCGGUCGCUUAUGGUGCAGCUGUCCAAGCUGCUAUCUUGGGUAAUGUUGAUAAUGAGAAGAAUACCACCAUUCCGACCAAGAAGGAGCAGGUUUUCUCGACCUACUCCGAUAACCAACAGGGGGUGUUGAUUCAGGUAUUUGAGGGAGAGAGGGCGAGAACCCGAGGCAAUAACUUGCUCGGUCAAUUCGAGUUUUGGCGCAUUCCUCCGGCUCCCAGGGGUGUUCCGCAGAUUACACUGUGUUUUGAUAUCGACGCCAAUGGUAUUAUGAAUGUGUCUGCUCUGGACAAGACCACCGGGAAAAAGAACAAGAUUACAAUCAGUAAUAACCAAGGAAGGUUGUCUAAGGUGGAAAUUGAGAAGAUGGUUGAAGAAGCUGCCAAGUACAAGUGGGAAGACGAAGAGCACAAGAAGAAGGUUGAGGCCAAGAAUGCUUUGGAAAACUAUGCCUACAACAUGAGAAACACCGUCAAGGAUGACAAGAUCGGUGGCAAGCUCGAUCGGGCCGACAAGAAGAAGAUUGAGGUUGCUAUUGAGUCCAGCAUCCAGUGGCUGGAAGGCAACCAACUUGCUGAAACUGAUGAGUUUGAGGAGAAAAUGAAGGAGCUGGAAAGUGUUUGCAACCCCAUCAUUGCCAACAUGUACCAAGGUGUUGGUGGUGGUUCAUCCAUGGAUGCUGACGAAGCUCCUCCUUCUUCUCGUGGUUCAGGAGCUGGUCCCAAGAUUGAGGAGGUCGACUAA
This is a messenger RNA of Oldenlandia corymbosa var. corymbosa, 1059 nucleotides long. The record is from the annotation of a GenBank genome assembly. NCBI's taxonomy places the organism in Eukaryota, Viridiplantae, Streptophyta, Magnoliopsida, Gentianales, Rubiaceae.